AUGCCUGUCUCCAUCAAGACUCGUUUAAAUAAUGUCCUCCAAAACAUACGUGACAAUGGAUUUUCAUUGUCGGACGUCGUGGAGGCAGUGAUCUCUAGCAAAGAUGUCAGUCACCAAGAUGUGCAGACAACACUCAAAGAAAACAGUACUCACUUCCUCACCUGGCUACUCACAUCAGAGGAUCCUCAUGGGUGCAACCUCCCGCGCGCUGUUGAUGCUGUUAUGAAAAUCUUGUGUGAUGAGGUGCUCGAGUUGUCGCAAGAGCAGAGUGGUCUUCACUUUGAAGAUCAAAAAAAUCACACCAAAUCUCUUUCAUCUCAUAUUUUCACUUCUCAAUGCGAACCCCACACGGCGCGACAUAUGAAUGAUGCUGAACUUGAUGAACUUGUCCGAGAACUCGACGAAGAAGGAGACGAGGAGCCAGAGCAAGAUUUAGGUGAUAUUGGGGGUGACGAUGAUGCCAUGGGCGAGGGUGACAGUGAGGAGCUUGAUGUGGAGAGAGAAAAGCUGCGCAAGCAUUGGCGCAAUGCUGGCAAACGGAAUGCAGCACUGGUGCUAAUUAAGUUGGUCAUUUGCGCAUGCAUCUUUGCACACAGCACGAACGAGCGAUGCAACAUGCUACAAAGUAUCCUGGGCAUCUUUGCCCAUUCAACAGGAACUCCAGCAAAGGUUAUUGACCUACUUGCUCAUGCCAGCCUUUCUGUGAGCAUCUCAUCUAUCGAAAAGGCAGUAGUGUCACUGUCAGUCGAAGCUGGUAUCCACAUUAAACAAUCCAUACACACCUUGCAAACGGCACUCGCAUAUGACAACUUUGAUAUCGACUUCAAAACCUCUCAGCCCACUGUUGAACAACAAUCAACAUUCAUCAGCUCAACCUCGGCAACAGCAAUUCCGUUGUUUGGUGUCAAUAAUUCCAUGCAGUUGCAGUGUGCAGCGGCAGUCCGGCUGUGUGAACAAAGUGGUGAUGUGAGCAGCUCCAUCGCGGCAGGAAAAUUCACACUCAAAGACCUACACAUCUUCCACAAGGAGGAUACCUUCACAAGAAGGCACAAGACCAGCGCCUGUCACCCGGCAUGCAGAACUUUGCCUGGCAUGUCUGAGAUAUUCUCAUCGGUCAUGGAGAUCACUUCGAUUUCCUAA
This is a messenger RNA of Suillus subalutaceus, 1140 nucleotides long. RefSeq lists its product as uncharacterized. Bases 1 to 1140 code for a protein of 379 amino acids. Lineage: Eukaryota; Fungi; Basidiomycota; Agaricomycetes; Boletales; Suillaceae. The record is from RefSeq and is a predicted model, not a curated record. The transcript has 3 exons.